GACGCCUCCUCCCCACACCCGAUCUCCACCCCCCCGCCCAAACCCGCGCCAUUUCAAACCCCGCCCGAACCCCCACCCCGAGCAUGGCCGACGCGCCGCCGCCCGCGAGCUCCUCCGAUCCGCCCCCGCCGGCGGGGCCCGACGAGCCGCUCUCCCUCGGGUACCUCUCGCUCCGCCAGGCCGGGCCCGCCAGCGAGGAGGAGGAGGCCUCCCCCUCGCCCGCGGGGCCGCCCGGCGACCGGUGCAGGGCGAUGAUGGAGGUGGUGAGGAAGGACAGCGUCGCAGGCGCCGGGGCGGUUGGGGAGGAGGGCAAGUGGAAGGUGUCCAAGCUGGUGGCUGAGCACAACCACGGGCUGGACGCGGCGCCGGCGGGGGAGGCGGCGGCCGCGCCGGCCCUCGGGAUGGAGUUCGACUCCGUGCACGACGCCAAGGGCUUCUACUACGGCUACGGCGAGAGGGCCGGGUUCAAGGCCCGCACCGGCUCCAACCGCCGCUCGGCCGGCACGGGGGCCAUGAUCAUGCAGCGGUUCCUCUGCUGCAGAGGCAACUACUCGUACAGGAAGGGUAAUAAGGCCAGGGAUUCGGAUGCCGCCAAGGAGGUGGCGGAGGGUGCCGCGGGGGAAGGGGAAGGGGAAGGGAAGGCUGGGGCGCAUAAGAAGAGGGGCCGCAAGCCCGGGAAGAAGAGCACGCCGGUGAUCGAGCUGGAGAACUCAGUGGAGAAGGGCGUUGCAAGAGCAGCCGCAGGUAAUGGGCAAGUAGUGCCUAGUACGAAGAAUUUGGGGAGAGGUGGGGACACGAAGGAUGUCGCGGAGAAGGAUGUCGAGUCUGUUGUCGAACUGGAGGAAGAGCAUGAUGAGGUGGAGGAUGCUACACAUGAUGGCGCCCAUGACCUCGGUGACGGAGACGGUGCUAAUUCUGAUGCUGAUGAGGAUGAAAUGGAAAAGGAGGUGAAGGUCAAGGAAAAGAGAGGGAGGGGGAGGCCGAGAAAGGCUGUUACAGAAGGCAAUGCCCUGCAGGCAUGUGCGUCGACGGACCUUGGUGUGACGGCGUCGCAGUGCGCUAUUGAUGAGAGAAAGAAGAUACUUCAUAAGUAUCUGUCGAAGCGACAGAGCAGACCUUCCUCAGGCAGGCCUGCCAAGAUUGUCUCACGCCAAGCUUUGGCGGAAAGGCGUAAGCGUGGUGAUGGAGGUAGAUUUCUGGCAAGCGAUGGACCCCUGCCAUCAGAAAGGCGAUCAAAACGUCUUGAGAAGCAAAAUCUUCAAAAUGAAAAGAAGCCUGAGAGUAAAGAAGAUGAAAUAGUUGAAGCAGAACAGGAUCCAGAAACGGAAGUAGUAGCUGGGCCUGGAGGAGAGCCAAAAGUGGGUAUGGUUUUCCUGAAUGAAGACAAGGCCUAUGAGUUUUAUGUCAGCUAUGCUGGAACUGCAGGAUUCAAUGUCCGAAAAGGAUGCUCUGAGAAAACAGCAAAUAAUGUUACGAGAUCUCGGGCUUAUGUAUGUUCUAAAGAGGGAUUCCGCCAUAAAAGUGUUACUGCUGAGACAAAGAAACAACGAGCAGAAACAAGAACUGGCUGCGAAGCACACAUGACUGUUAAAAUCACUACUAGCGGCAAAUAUGUAGUGACGGAGUAUGUGGCUGAUCAUAACCAUGACCUUGAAGCUCCUGUGGUGGACAUUCAGAUUCUGAGAUCGCAGAAGUUAUUAGCAAAGUUACAGCAGCCUCUGGAUCCACCAAAAGUUGUUUUGAUACCAAAUGACUAUAAAAAUUAUAUUAGGACAAGGCACACAAAGGAUAUGCAAUUGGGCGAUGCUCGGGCAAUUUCUGAAUAUUUACAGAGGAUGAAAGGCCAGAAUCCUUCAUUCUUUUAUUCCAUUCAAGUGGAUGAAGAUGACCAAUUCAGAAAUGUAUUCUGGGCAGAUGUUAAAUCAAUGAUGGAUUUUAACUACUUUGGUGAUGUAGUGUGUGUUGACACAAGGUAUAGUACAAGUGAUUAUUGUAGGCCUCUGUUUUUAUUUAUUGGAGUUAACCAUCAUAAGCAGCCAACCAUAUUUGGUACAGCGUUUAUUUAUGAUGAAUCUGUUGAAUCCUUCAAGUGGUUGUUUGAAACAUUCAAAUCUGCUAUGAGCGGAAAUCAGCCAAGAACAGUUUUGACUGACAGCUGUACAACAAUAAGUGAUGCAGUCGAUGCUGCUUGGCCAGGGACUGCCCAUCGCUUCUCACUGUUGCAUUUAUAUCAAAAUGCCACCAAGGUACUAAGAGAUACAUUCCAAGGUUCUGAAACUUUUGCCCAUGAUUUUAGUAGGUCUUUGUAUGACUAUGAGGAGGAGGGGGACUUCUUGUCUAGCUGGGAAAUCCUCUUGGCAAAGUACAAUCUGAAAGACAAUGAGUGGCUAAGUAAAUUGUAUGAGGAGAGAGAAAGAUGGGCUUUGCCUUAUGGGCGUGAUAUAUUCUGUGCAGAUAUUGCAGCCACACUCCGAAAUGAUUACGUGGAUGCCAUCUUGACAGAUGUUCUUAAAACAGAGAUAGACCUUCCACACUUCUUUAACAGAUAUGAUAAAUUUCUGGAGGAGAAACGUCUAGCUGAACAACAAGCUGAUUACCUUGGAGUUCAAAUGACACAGAGGGUACCACCUCUGCGGUUACUUUGGCAAGCUGCUAAUACAUAUACUCCUGCAUUGUUUGAGAUGUUCAGGUUAGAAUUUGAACUGGUCUUGGCCUGCAUGGUUUAUUGCUGUGGUGAAAUUGGACCAAUAUCCGAGUAUGAGGUAACUGUCAAAAACAGACCUCAAGUUCAUUUUGUUAGAUUUGACUCAUCAGAAUAUAUGGUCGUUUGUAGCUGCAAGAAGUUUGAAUUUGUAGGCCUUCCAUGUUGCCAUGUGCUGAAAGUUCUUGAGAUAAAAAAUAUUAAAGAACUUCCACCACGAUAUAUUUUGAAAAGAUGGCGAAAGGAUGCUCAGAGUGAAUCUACAAAGGAGAACUUCGGUUUUGCUGCUGUGGAUGAAGAUCCCAAGUUCAUGGUGUCUAAACGGCACAAUUCGCUGUAUCGAACUUUAUAUAAAGUGGCAGCAAAGGCUGCAGAAAACAUUGAAGGUCAGAGAUUUAUGGAGAGCCAAUAUGAUCAGCUCCUGGAGCAAGUUGAGAUUCUUCUGCAAGCAAAGUUGCAUGAUAAGCCUUCCUUAAGCACUAUCAUGAGAAGUCAACAGCCAAAUUUGCUUCAGAAUGAUACCAGCAACAGUGAACCUCGCAGAGCAAGUAGUAAGAAAAAUAAAAAUGUAGAGAACCGUCGCCGGCAGCAAAGUCCUCUUGAAUCAAGUAAAAAGAAAAAAGGUAGACAAGGUCUAGUGGAACCUGAGGAGGCUGAACUCCCACUUGGGGUUCUUGCUCCCACUAUAUCGAAUGACAUUCCGAAUCACAUGAGUACUCCAACCAACCAGUUCCUGGCACCAAGUCAUCUGAUGCAGCUUUACCAAAACAGGCACCAUAUGUUACACAGCAGUUUGGUCUUAAUUCUCUUCAAGGAUUUUCUGGCAUGUCCCCAUUUGGGCAGAUGCAGGAACAAUCACCUGUUCAUCUUCAGCAACCUCAUCUACAACAACCACCCUUUCAUAGUGGUCCUCAAAUGCACCAGGCGCCCCCUCCAGAUAUCCAGUCAUUGCAGUUUCUUAGCAGCAAUCCUCAGUUGGGCCACCAGACCACGGAUCAAGGCCAGUACACCAUCCCAGUAUGGGAUUUCCUGUGAUGUAUUAUCUGUUUACGCCAGAAUGUAGAAACUCAAGUUUCCUAGUUGUAAACUAUGUAACGAGAAAUAAUGUAGAAACUGAGCUAUCCUCCCUGGCUCACCUUGUUUAUAUUAAUGUAAAUAUGGAGCGUUGGUGAAA
Messenger RNA from Hordeum vulgare subsp. vulgare (domesticated barley), 3875 nucleotides. Its product is annotated as protein FAR1-RELATED SEQUENCE 12-like. Bases 84 to 3764 code for a protein of 1226 amino acids. The record is from RefSeq and is a predicted model, not a curated record. The transcript is spliced from 8 exons. NCBI's taxonomy places the organism in Eukaryota, Viridiplantae, Streptophyta, Magnoliopsida, Poales, Poaceae. Gene Ontology annotation, biological process: regulation of DNA-templated transcription. Gene Ontology annotation, molecular function: zinc ion binding.